AUGAGAAAACACCUCAUCUCUGAACCAAACUUUAUGACCUCUCCAUACACUGAGAGAGAAGAACACAACAGAUAAAGUCCUUACUUUUACAAUCAAUGCAUCUCCAAUAGACACGUCGAUUGCCAGGGAGAAGUGUAUGACAGAAGAGAUUUGAGUAAUGCAAGUAAGGAUAAGCAAUUGUUGAAACCAGAAACGGUUAGACAGAACAAUAGAUUGAAAUCAAAGCCAGCAGUAACAAGAUUGAUGAAAAAAUAAAUAAUAACUAAUUUUAUUGAGAAUAAAAAACUCUUUUAUAGUGUGACACCCAUGUAGCCAAUCUAUGAUCAAUUCAAAUAAAGAUAUGAAUAGAGAGAGAGGGAUAGAAAGUUUUAGAACAAACAUUUUGAUAAGACAUACAAACAUCAUUUGAGUAGAGCCAUUCAAUACACACUCCAAUAAGUAUUGAACUUCCUAUCAUUUGACGAUGUCUUUAAGGUGAGAUUGGAUCGAUAGGAUUAUGAUAGAUAUCUGAGGAGAUAACCCAAAUUAUUGUAAAAUAGUGUCAGUGCUCAAGAUUUGUUGAUCCUACAAUCAAAUUAAAUGGAAAAUGAAUUGACCUCAAAUCGCAAGAUUUAAUUGAUCAAGAAUGUUUUCAGUGAUCCCCAUUUUGAUGCAAAAGACAGAGAAAUCUUGUAUCAAGUCUUAAAAUUUCAAAUAUCUCAAGCCCAAAAAUAAGUAGCAAAGUUGGAGAAAGCCAGCAUGGGCAUAAAAGGAUUGAAUCGAUUUCAAAAUAAGAAAGAAGGUCAUUUGGAAUAAUUGGCAAUCAUUAUUGAUUUCUUGUAAAAUAAUUAUGAAAAAUUAGUUAAGUUACUUUGA
This is a messenger RNA of Paramecium octaurelia, 855 nucleotides long. The record is from the annotation of a GenBank genome assembly. NCBI's taxonomy places the organism in Eukaryota, Ciliophora, Oligohymenophorea, Peniculida, Parameciidae.